AUGGAUUAUCCCAAAAUGGAUUAUUUUCUGGAUGUCGAGUCUGCCCAUAGACUCUUGGAUGUUGAGUCAGCUCAGAGAUUCUUCUACAGUCAAGGAGCUCAAGCUCGCCGGGCGACCCUGCUCCUGCCUCCCACAUUAAUGGCGGCAUCUUCGGAGGAUGAUAUAGACCGGCGGCCCAUCAGAAGAGUCCGCUCCAAGAGCGACACGCCGUACCUCGCCGAAGCCAGGAUCUCCUUCAACCUAGGGGCAGCUGAGGAAGUGGAGAGGCUGGCGGCCAUGCGUUCUGACUCCCUCGUUCCAGGUACCCACACCCCACCCAUCCGCAGGAGAAGUAAGUUUGCCAACCUGGGAAGGAUUUUCAAGCCUUGGAAGUGGAGAAAGAAGAAAAGCGAGAAGUUCAAACACACAUCCGCAGCCCUGGAAAGGAAAAUAUCAAUGAGGCAAAGCAGAGAGGAGCUGAUAAAACGAGGAGUCUUGAAGGAAAUCUAUGAUAAAGAUGGGGAACUCUCCAUAUCGAAUGAAGAUGACUCGCUGGAAAAUGGACAGUCCCUGAGCUCCAGCCAGCUGUCUCUGCCUGCCCUGUCCGAAAUGGAGCCGGUCCCAAUGCCCAGGGAUCCCUGCUCAUACGAGGUGCUCCAACCUUCAGACAUCAUGGAUGGGACAGUGUCUGAAGAGAGUCCCUCUGCCAGUGAGUCUGGAAUCCUCCUGGCCCAAGAUCCUUCAGCCAAACCAGUCCUGCUACUGCCCCCCAAAAAACCUGCUGCUUUCUCUGGAGACCAUGAGGAGACCCCAGUGAAGCAGCUGUCCCUUCUCAAGCAACCCCCCGCCCUGCCUCCCAAACCCACUGCCAGGAUUGCCAACCACUUAACAGAUCCUGGCGCCCCUGUGAAAUUGCCUUGUCUGCCAGUGAAACUGUCGCCUCCGCUACCUCCAAAGAAAGUCAUGAUCUGUAUGCCUGUAGGGGGGCCAGACCUCUCCCUGGCAUCCUACGCAGCCCAGAAGAGUGGCCAGCAGAGUGGGGCCCAGCACCACCAUGCAGUCCUGCCAUCACAGAUCCAGCACCAGCUGCAGUAUGGCAGCCUCGGCCAGCACCUCCCUUCCACUACCGGCUCCCUCCCCAUGCACCCCUCCGGCUGCAGGAUGAUAGAGGAGCUGAACAAAACGCUGGCCAUGACCAUGCAGAGGCUGGAAAGCUCUGAACAGCGGGUCCCCUGCUCCACUUCUUACCACAGCUCUGGUUUGCACUCUAGUGACGGUGUCACAAAAGCGGGACCUCUGGGCCUUCCAGAAAUAAGACAAGUGCCAACUGUUGUGAUUGAAUGUGAUGACAAUAAAGAAAAUGUGCCUCAUGAAUCAGACUACGAAGACUCUUCUUGCCUAUACACAAGAGAAGAGGAGGAAGAGGAGGAGGACGAGGACGAUGAUAGCUCGCUGUACACCACCUCCCUGGCCAUGAAGGUGUGCAGGAAGGACUCCUUAGCCAUCAAGCUCAGCAACAGGCCCUCCAAGCGGGAGCUCGAAGAAAAGAACAUCCUUCCUAGGCAGACAGAUGAGGAACGAUUAGAGUUGAGGCAGCAGAUCGGCACCAAACUCACCAGGCGGCUGAGCCAGAGGCCGACAGCAGAGGAACUGGAGCAGAGGAACAUUCUAAAACCUCGGAAUGAACAGGAAGAACAAGAGGAGAAAAGAGAGAUCAAGAGGAGGCUAACCCGCAAGCUCAGCCAAAGACCCACAGUGGAAGAACUUAGAGAAAGAAAGAUCCUCAUCCGUUUCAGCGACUAUGUGGAGGUGGCUGAUGCUCAGGACUACGACCGCAGGGCCGAUAAGCCGUGGACCCGCCUCACCGCUGCCGACAAAGCUGCCAUUCGAAAGGAGCUCAAUGAAUUUAAAAGCACUGAAAUGGAAGUUCAUGAAUUGAGUAGACAUUUAACAAGGUUUCACCGACCUUAACAGUCCAAUUCCUCUUGAGUGCUAUGCUGUCUUCAAAACAUAAAUUUAUAAGAACCAUAAGUGCUGGUAUUUAUUCACUUCCCCAUUAUGAUGUAAAUCUUCUGAACUGCCUUUUUUAAAAAGAAGAAGAAGAAAAAUAAAAGGAAACAUGAUCAGGAUUCUCUUUGCGAAAAUGCGAUGGUCACCGCUCCAUGAUCAGAGCUGCUGGCACCACCGCUGAUUCGGAGGGCACCGGCAGAGCGAACUGAAGGCUUCCCAGUGCUCGGAGCGGGCCCGGUCCUCUCCAGCCAGGCCCAGCAGGCCAACCUCAUUUAGGCUCAUUUAGGCCCCAGCCAAGCUCUUCUCCUAAAGUGUGUGUCACCGGGGUCCAAAGAAAGCCGAAGCAGUGCGUUUGGCCUGGAUAUGACUGUGCAAAGCAAGUGGUCUGGUAGGCCUUCUAGACUUGGCCAGACUCACUGGCUCCAGGAGCGGCAUUGGGCUCGGGGGCCUCUUAGGAGGAGGAUGCUGAAAGGGAGCACUGUCCUCAGUUGCCCCUGUCCUUCCUCUCCCUCUAGCCAUCAUCCAUACGGUGAAUGAAAGGGAAGGUGCUUUUCUGGGGGCAUCUGUGGUUGACCUUUGGUCCCAAGAGCGUGUGCUCCCAGCAUGACUACCUGUCGUGUCCCCGCAGACUGAGCUGAGCUGCCUUCCAGGGAGCUCUGGUUUAGAAGGGAAAGCUGUCAUCUGCUCAGUUCAAAUUAAUUGACCCAUCUGUGUCCAAAAAGCCAAAUGUCACGGGUGAUCUUACGCGCACAGCCACGGCUGUGGUACUCCUGUGGUAUUCGUGCAUCCGAGUGUAAGGACCCUGUUGAGGACAGAAAGGCUGGGGUAAGAAACUGCUUGGCUGACGUUCUUCAUUUUCUCCACGCACCCCGGGGUGAGUGACUGUGUGGAAUGGAAGUUAACAAAACAGCCUCUGAGUAUAGGACCAAUGCAUGCAAGCCAGAAACCAGUCCUGAAAGGCUGGCUGUCCAGUCACUGAGGGACUGGUACUCCAGAACCACUUGAUGGCCUUCUAGUCUCCUUUCUUUGCACUGAAGAGUUUCCGUGGAGGAGCUUCAGGGUUUGGCAUAUGCCAGAAUCGUGCAAACACCAGCCACGCCUGCUCAUGCUGUACCUUUCUGCUCCUAUCCAGAGAGAAUCCUUCCUCUCCCUCAUGGUGCUGGUAAGACUGAUUGGAGAUGUCUCUCCCACUGUCCCAUUCACUUGGGACCACAAGAAGGCAGUGCUCUUCUGACAGAGGGACAACAGGGAUAAGGAUGUGCAGUGAGAGGAAGGACAGCCCCCAAGCCCUAACAACUCUCUUGAGGCCCAUUGCAGCUUCUUCUGUUUUCCUUCCUAACAGACCUCACAGGGCCCUCAGGCACACAGCUCUGCCUGGUUUUCUGUUAUGGUCUCACUGUUACCACCACUUCUCUGGGUAAUGGCUCGCUCCCCUCCACACGUGCCCAAGAGUCAGAGAGAUGCCAGAUUGGCCGUCACAAAAAGGAGUUAAGUGGCUCCCACCCCAAAACGUGUGGAAAGCGUUACUCUGGGGAGGCACACCCAUCAGUGAGGCCAUUUAAUUUUCGGCAGGCGUUAACAGCUCCUCUGGCCAGCAUUAAUCCAGGAGCUGGGCAUAUUUUGGGGGGGAGCUCAGGGCAGUUCUUUAGGCAGUGCCCACUAGCCAUUGCAAAGCUGUCGUGCGCUUUUCUCCUCCCAUCUGGAGUGAGCACGCCACUGCCCAGCCCAAGGAGGGCCGCCAUCACUAGAUCCUUUUUUUUUCUUUGAAUGUUGAAUCUGAAUAGUUAACUGUCGUGGGAAGGUAUAUUGUUCAGGGAAAACGUGGUCGGGAUUUCAGUGUGGCUGUGUAAACACAGUCUUCCCGAAAGGCUUACUGACGUUUGAAUGUGCAAAUGGUAUGACGAAAGAUGUAGGGCUCUUUCGUUUGACUUCUUUACGGCAGGCACGUGUUCCAGGCAGAGGUGCCUGCCUUGCCAGGAUUUGAGUCGGAGCUUCCUGUGACUCCCAGCUGUCUUCGUGUGGCUCACAGGGCCCUGGCACGGUGGUCGGGCCUUCCCUGGGCCCAGGAGCGAGUCCUAUGGGAACUCAUUCCAUUGCCUGGACUCCUCCUCUGAAGGCCAAUGGCUUCUCUGCUGGCUUCGGUUCUGGGGCCUCUGAAGCCCUGGGAACAUGACGCCCAAUUCAGUUUCCCUGCAGCCAGCCAGCAGCCCAGGUAUCCUGCCCAAAGUGCAGUCCACUUUGAGCAUGGAAGAUAUGGAACACAAUUUCCACUUCCAUUCCUGCAGAGCACCCUUUUUGAAAAGUCAGUUGCAGGAAUUAGGGGUGAACCUUCCACACCCCUGAAAUCUCACCUACCAUCCAAGUGGGCUAUUUCAAGCCCACUUUAGGGGGCUCAGCAAUCUCAGUGGACCACAGGAUGGGGCCUCUGUCUCUUUCCUUCCGUGAACUCUUGAGGUCUUUAGAGAAAUCUAUCCACAUUUCUUUAUUGCCAUAUUGUUAGGACAACUGGAAGAAGUUACAAAUAAAAAAAAAAGUGAGAUGGGCUAGGUGGUUUUAAAAUGCAUCCAUUUUCUGAAAAAGCUGCAGUUCUCAAAGGUCUUGUACGUAUACAUUCCCAGUUGAGCCUUUUGUCAUUUGGAUUAGCGUGAGAGGAACAAUGUGAAAUUUCGCAAAUCAAAAGGUUUCCCUCCCAAAAUCAGACAUUGCCCCAACUUCCCCACCACCAUCUGUGACAGAAAGGACUGCCAUUGGCCUACUUGCUCUUUCAAAAUUGCUAUCUAUUCCUCUCCAAAGGCCCUCAAAGCCCUGUAAAACUUUUAAAACUUUAGCCUUUAUGUCAAAUUAGAGAAACCAAACAAUGUGAUGGUAGAUGUGAUAAAAACCUGAGUUUAUUUUUUCUCCCGCUUAUGAACGUGUAUUUAUAUUUGCCGAAUGAAUAUCGUGGUGUGUGCUUCGGUGAAUGGGAUUUCAGGCUCUCCCCGUGCACAGCCAGUGGGUGAAGGUCACCUUAGAUGACUUUUUCUUCCCAUCUGUCUGUUAAUCCCCAAACCAGUUGCUUUUUCCAGUUGCUUCCCGGGUGUCUGUACAUAGUUUGUCUGUGUAUAGGAGCGCUCUCCUGUGUUCUAAUUUAACAGAUGAUGGCUGUAUGAGGAAGACAAUGUAAAUAGAAUACAAAUUAAACUGGAUCUCUAUGGCCUAGGUUUUGUACAUACAGAAACUGCAUGGUAUUUAAAUUAUUGUUUGUCUCUGAUGAUGUAUGCAGUUUCUUUAAAAACAA
Molecule: messenger RNA, 5266 nt
Organism: Nyctereutes procyonoides (raccoon dog)
Lineage: Eukaryota; Metazoa; Chordata; Mammalia; Carnivora; Canidae
Gene: PHACTR1
Product: phosphatase and actin regulator 1
Exons: 14
Coding region: 1-1950 (649 amino acids)
Biological process (GO): cell motility; stress fiber assembly
Molecular function (GO): actin binding
Source: RefSeq, a predicted model, not a curated record